Lepisosteus oculatus (spotted gar) is the source of this 5623-nucleotide messenger RNA. NCBI's taxonomy places the organism in Eukaryota, Metazoa, Chordata, Actinopteri, Semionotiformes, Lepisosteidae. The record is from RefSeq and is a predicted model, not a curated record.
AUGGAUCCAAGCCAGCACAACCCCCCCGCCGGCCAGCCGAUCGUCCAUGUUCGUGGCGAUUCGGAGACGGACCUGGAAGCGCUGUUCAACGCCGUCAUGAACCCGAAAAGUGCCAACGUGCCCCCGUCAGUCCCCAUGAGGCUGAGGAAACUUCCCGACUCCUUCUUCAAACAGCCCGAGCCAAAGUCGCACUCUAGACAAGCCAGCACGGACGCAGGCACAGCUGGGACGUUGGCACCGCAGCACGUCCGAGCGCACUCCUCGCCCGCCUCGCUGCUGAACGCCGUGUCUCCCGGCUCCCUGGCAGGGGUGAUCCCGCCCGGGGCGCCCCCGCAGCACCUCCGCCAGGCCUCCUACGAGAUCCCCGACGACGUGCCUCUGCCCCCGGGCUGGGAGAUGGCCAAGACCCCCUCUGGGCAGAGAUACUUCCUCAACCACAUGGAUCAGACCACCACCUGGCAGGACCCCAGGAAGGCUAUGCUGUCCCAGAUGAACGCCGCAGCCCCUGCCAGCCCCAUGCCUGUACAGCAGAACAUCAUGAAUUCCACCUCCGGCCCACUCCCCGAAGGCUGGGAACAAGCCAUUACCUCCGAUGGAGAGAUUUACUACAUCAACCAUAAGAACAAGACCACCUCUUGGCUGGACCCAAGGCUUGACCCACGCUAUGCCCUGAAUCAGCAACGGAUCACCCAAAGCGCCCCUGUGAAACAGGCCUCUCCGCUGCCUUCCCAGAGCCCCCAGGGUGGUGUUCUGGGUGGUAAUAACCAGAUGAGACUCCAGCAGCUGCAAAUGGAGAAAGAAAGGCUGAGACUGAAGCACCAAGAGUUGCUUCGGCAGGUGAGGCCACAGGAACUGGCACUGCGGAAUCAGCUUCCCACAAGCAUGGAGCAAGAUGGAGGCACCCAGAAUGCGGUUUCCUCCCCUGGCAUGGCCCAGGAUGUGAGAACGAUGACCACCAACAGCUCAGAUCCAUUCCUCAACAGUGGCACCUACCACUCAAGAGACGAGAGCACAGACAGUGGAUUGAGCAUGAGCAGCUACAGCGUGCCCCGCACUCCAGACGAUUUCCUCAACAGUGUAGAUGAAAUGGACACAGGUGACUCCCUGGGUCCUAGCUCCAUGGCAACACAGCCCAGCCGCUUCCCUGACUAUCUGGACACAAUUCCCGGCACCAAUGUGGACCUGGGCACACUGGAGGGUGACAGCAUGGCCGUGGAGGGCGAGGAGCUCAUGCCCAGCCUGCAGGAGGCCCUCAGCUCUGACAUACUCAAUGACAUGGAGUCUGUGCUGGCAGCUACCAAGAUUGACAAGGAGAGUUUUCUCACGUGGUUAUAGAGCGAGGACCGGGAUUUGUCCCCGUCCUCAUGUACUGGACUGUGUGGGUGUCCUUGCAAGACUGCUGCCACGUAAAAUCUGUGAAGGAUGUGAAGAUGCUUUUCUUCUUUUUUUUUUUUAAAGACUUUUCAGGACUUUACUGAAAGGACAAACAAAGCAAUAUGUGGCAGCAGUAUUCUUUUUUUUUAAUAUAACUUUCCUCACUGUUUUUUUUUCUCGUCCUCAAGGCUGGCCCAUGAAUUGACGUUUUUUUUUAAGGGUCCCCAGAAGCCUUUAUUUUUGUCACUUUCAGUUUCUUCUCUGGUUCAAGUAUUGCUCCCCACCCUAAAUUUCUUUCAGAGCAGUGCUGGGCCUGUGUCAGACUGAACAUUUGUCUGUUGUCCUUAGAUACGCUGCAUCCGUCGUUAAUCUCCCAUAACCUCUAUAGCCCUCACUUCUUGCACCACAGUGCAAAGUUGUGCAGUGAUUGUCUUGGGACUGCUGUGUCUUCAGAUGUCUUUUUUUCAGUUCUGGUAUUUUAUCUGUGAGCUUGAGAAACCAAAAAUGAUGUAUCUGAAAAGCUACAAAGGAACUCUCAUCAGUACUGAUUUGGAGUCAAUACAGAGGGCCUAGCUUUAUUUACAAAGCUCACUGCCUUGGGGUGGGGAGGUUCUGUUGGGGGGCUUAGUAUUUUUGGAUGCUGCUGCUUGGCUGUGCCAGCAAUUUUAAGUGUAUCCUUGUCAAUCAAGUGCCUUCAAUUGUAUUUUGUGAGAAAAGAAAAACACUAUAUUACUAUUUUGCAACUUAAAUCAAUAUAUAGAGUAAAACGUAUUGAGAAGAUCAGCCACAAACUUUCUUCUGCAUUGAAAUCAAUAAUCAAAAUAUAUUUCUGUUUAAAGGUAAUGGUUUUAUGAAAAAUCUAUAUUAUAAUGGGGAUUAGGUUUUUUUUGUAAUGAACCCUAGUGUCUUUAUUUUACAUAGUCUUAUUUAAGUCUGAUCUGUCCUUCAGUUUUUUUAUUUUAUUUUUCUUUGAUAGGCUGUUAGAUUAACAUAUAUAAUAGCUAAGAUAGCCUUGUUUUAGUCUUUUAUUGUUUUUUAAAAGCAUUGAAAGAUAAAUAAAAUUUUAAGUCUUGGGCUACUUUUCAGCACAUCACUCAGCUGUGGAGUAACUACCAGAGAUUGAAGUUGAUGUUUCACUCCACUUUUCUUAAAUGGAUAUUGUGCACCAACUGGCCAGGUUUAUGAUUUGUUCCUGACAUACUUUGUCAAGUGAUGUAAUUGUCAGGUUUCAUUGUGUGACCCACAGCAUUGUUUUUCUUAUUUAUUUUUUUAUACAUGCAUACAUUUUUCAGGCUUUUAGCUUGUAUUGUGAAAAUUUACACUUUUAAAUGGCUAGAGCAUUAGAAAAACAUGCCACUGACACUCAUUGGUGGUUAAAAAAAUGAAAAUUGCAGGCACUAUUUCAUGCCUUCAAUCUAUAAACGAGGGAUGGUGAGAGACACUUCACACUACUAAAAUGUACUAUAGAUGUAUACUAUAGAUGGAUUGACUGUUAUUGUGUGGUUUGUGAUACUUGGCAAAGUAUACAUUCUGACCAGUUCUUGGAAACACUUGUCCAGUGUUGUGCUGAAACUUAAGCCACUCGCAGAAGAUGGUAAUGAAAUGUGUAGGAUGGUUAAGUGUCCAGGUAGAAAAGGUUAUCAGUGUAGAGUAGCAGUUACUUGGAGUUUGACGGUGAUAAUGACUUUAUUAAAAUGUUGUUUUAGCCAGUAGGUAUAAAAAGAGCAACAGUAUAUUCAGGAAUUUUUGUCACGGCUUCCAAAGAGUAUUUUCUUUUCUUUAUGAGCAACAGCAACAAAAAUAAUUGUGUAAUCAACCUCUUUUUUGUAUAAGCUAAAUGAUGUAGGGUUUUUUGUCCAGUGUAGGUGCUUUUGUAGGAAUAGUGGUGGAUAGGAGGUGUUAAGUAUUUAACCCUGUGAGCUCAGAAUGUGGGGUUUGGAGGCAGUAAGUAGGUGAUUCAGAUGAAAUAUUUUCGUGUGUCUGUCGUUUACAUGGUUUUUGAUCAAGAAAACACUACAGUGACUGUAAAAUGACACUAAUUGGAAAAAGAAACACAGCUUCCUGUUAAUGCUACAUAUUACUAGUCUGAUGUUUACAUAAUCAUAAAACACUAAUAAGGUCAUAGAACCUAUAUCAAAACAUACUGAGGGCAAAGUCUGUCCCUUUCUAUAUAGACCUCUUCCUGUGCAAUUUGCUUUCUUUUUCUGUUAAAGAAACAAAACAAAAGAAACCUUGUCCAAUUUUUUUCACCUAUCCACCAUACCAAAAUGGUAGCUAAGGACUCUGAUCAUAGUCAAUGACUUUUCUUACAAGAUUUGAGAAAGUAUCCAGUGUUACAAUGGAAGUCUGAGUGACAGUUUUGUGUUUGUAUUAGCAUUAAGAUUUUGAUUUUUUUUAAAAGGGGGUUUUAAAGAUAGUAUUGGUGGCGGUAAAGGAAAAAAACCUGUCAGUGUUGGAGUUGAACAAUGCAACUAAAAACGAUUUCUGAACAAUUGGUUGUACAGUGCUGCCUUUGCACAUAUCUACAGAACUUUUACUAAAUGGUAUUUUUGGUCACUUAAGCAUGAUUUUAUGCGUAGUAGUGUGUAAUUGCCAGCAUAUGUAAUAACUGUUGAUCUGUCGUGUAUGUAGAGGGUCGUACUAAUCACACAUUUUAAAAAUUUGGUAUUUAGGAAUGCCUAAAUGCACAUGAAUUGAAAUUAUACUCAAUAACGAAAAUCUGUUGAUUUUUUUAAAUAGAUGUACGUGCAUGUAUGUUAGAAGUAUAAAUUGUUACGUUAUCUCUUUAUAUAAUACUUUUUAAAUUGGCCUCUUUAUGUGGAAUAAAAUAUAUACUUUGUGGUAAUGAUUCUUGCUAUUUACAUGUAUUCCUUUUCAUGGUUAUUUUACUAGAACAAAAUACAAUGAGAGAGCAGAGUUUAAAAGGUCAUUUCUUUGAGCUAAUGCUAAUUCACUCUGCUUUUGUUAAUCAGAGGCUUCUGUGAUUCUUCUGCUACUGUGAUUUUGUUCUCUUGAGUACUAAAACAAAUGCAAUCCCAUAUGCAAUAUAAAUAUUGUGCAUCUCUUGCAAAGCCCAUUUGUAUUGCUAGUAUUAGUUAUUCAGAAGCAAUUUUUUUUCUGUCCUUUCCUUUGAAUCCUGUAUUUUGAGUCAGUCACAGUGCUUUCUGUCAGUAUUUAGUAGUUCUACUGAAGUCUAGUGACGGAUGGAAGGCCCAUGUCUGUCUUCGUGCAGCAUUGCUGACAACUUUCACUGAGACUUGGCAUUGUAAAUAGUGCAAGAAAGGUAAAAAGGGUGAUGUGCACACAUCCAAUCUAGCCAACACAUCCUGAACUAUCCCAUAGUUUCGUACUGAAGCAAGUUUAACAGUAGUAUGUUCAAAUGUAUGAAUUUCAAGGUUACAAAUAAAAAGGAGGGCAUCCACUUUAUCUAGCUCAUUCAGUUGCUAGUACCUACAUUAUUUGAGGAUCUCAUCCAGCCAGUUCUUGAAAGAAGCUGGAAUAUCGGCUUUGACAACAUUUCUGUAUACCUGUUAAUGCCUUUGAGCCUCUUGCUUUCUGUUUUAAAUGACUUCCCCUUAGUUUCACCUCAUGUCCUCUGAUUUGUUUUAUUUGUUUUUUUUUUUUAUUCUAAAGAAGUCAGAUGGGUCGAUGGUGCUCUGCAUCAGAUUUUCUGUGUUCAAGAGUAAAUUUGUUCAUCUGGGGGUUUAUGUUGUCACUUUUUCUGAUGGCCAUUAUAGAUUCAUUGUGAAGGGCACAGCUAACUGAAGCCUGAUCCAGAAACACAGGGCACGGGGUGGGAAUACCCUAGGUGGGGGACACCUGUAUAUUUCAAUGCAAGCAAAACACAACCACACUGACAAAUUAGUGGUAUCAUUUAACCUAGCCAGCGCCUCUUUGUCUUUUGCAAGGUUGGCAAAACCCCAGGCAAACAUGUUGCAGUCUGCAAGUGAAAUGACAUCUGGCUGGUGUCAGCCCAAUCUUGAAUUUUAUUCUUCUUGACUUUCCUUUGCAGCGUUUACAGUUAUCUUAUGCUGGCAUCCUCUUCUAACUUCAAAAAUUCAUACUCUAUGCCAGAACCUAGAUCACUGGAAGUGCAGCGGUCAUAAUGAAUCCUGUGGUGCUCUACUGAUCUCUUGAAUCAACGGAUGUACAGUACACUAACUUGAAUGGCUCUUACAUGUAAAUUAUGGAGUAUGCAAUAAUGGUGACUUUUUCUGAAAAUUUAUUAAAUAAAUUUCAUACGCUGUGA